AUGUCUUCUCCCUCAUCGACCGGUGUCGAAAGACCUGCCAUAACUACCCCAGGCCGACCGCACUCUUCUUCUCUAUCUUCGGUCAACACUCUCCGAAGCACCACCACUUCGUCAACCUUGGCCUGCUCGUCGUCAGAGAUGCAUUCCAAACUCACCAAACAAAUGCAGGCACGCUCCAACAAUCAGCAACGCUGGCAGUCCUGGCAAGCCAAACAAAUCGAAUGCUUUCAAGGUGCUGCAAUGGAGGCAGGGAAGGAUGCCAAAUCGAGCAAGGGUUUCACCUCAAAGCGGCCGCAUAUCCACCUCGACGGCAUUUCGAGAAGUCUUAGGAGAUUGCGGGGUUUUGGGCUUGGGCAAAGCAUCCGAUCUUUUAUAGGAUCAGGAAUCGACAAUAUCCAGAAUAUGCUUAUACGAACUUGCGUUGAGCCCUAUCUCAAGACUUACCGGUUCGAUGACGGUUCGAUUCUAAGCAUCCCUUCCGACUACGUGGUCACAAGGUUGUGA
Messenger RNA from Fonsecaea pedrosoi CBS 271.37, 504 nucleotides. RefSeq lists its product as uncharacterized. The transcript is spliced from 2 exons. The coding region runs from base 1 to 504 and encodes 167 amino acids. NCBI's taxonomy places the organism in Eukaryota, Fungi, Ascomycota, Eurotiomycetes, Chaetothyriales, Herpotrichiellaceae. The record is from RefSeq and is a predicted model, not a curated record.